GGGUCCUCGGUUGGUCCCGUCGUCGCGAGAUAUCGAGACCACUUUUCUCUUCAAGCUCCAACGAGUGUGGUCAAGUUUCAAGAUAGUAACUCGGCGGCACGUGUGAUCUACAAUGGGAAUUCCAAAUUGGUCUUGGAAGAAAAGUAUGACAAGGAAAUCAAGAAGCGUCGUGUUACCAUCAAGCAAAUGUCCGAAGAGGCUGGAGGGUCUCUCUUGCCCUGA
This is a messenger RNA of Seminavis robusta, 222 nucleotides long. The record is from the annotation of a GenBank genome assembly. NCBI's taxonomy places the organism in Eukaryota, Bacillariophyta, Bacillariophyceae, Naviculales, Naviculaceae.